AUGAUUGUAAAAAAUGGGUAUAAACAAAUAAUAGAAUUUCUUAUUUUAUAUAUAACUAUUUUUAUUCCCAGAAUCGAACCAUAUAUAAAUAACAGACAGAAUACAAAUCAUAUAUAUAAUAAAGAAAUAACACAACAAUGCAACUUUAAUAACAAUUAUAAUAGAAAAAUAUUAAAUAAAAAACAUUUAUUUGUAGAAAAAAUAAACUCAGUUUCAUCAAAUUUGAAUAAAAAUAAUAAUAUACAACAAGAAAAAGAAAAUAAUGCAAUUCCAAAUAAAAAAUUAAAAAAAAAAGAUAAAAAAAUAUUUAAAAAAUAUAAAGAUCUUUUAGAUAUUAUACCAAAUAAAACUACCGAAUAUGAUAUGAUUGAUGCUUUAGAAAAAAUUAAAGCAUUAGCUGUUCAUAAAUUUGUUGAAAGCAUAGAUAUAUAUUUAUCUUUUAAUCCGAAAAAAUCGAAAAUGACAAAAAAUGAUAAUAUAAAAACAUUUAUAACAUUUCCUCAUAAUUUAAAGAAAAAAAGAGAAAAAAAAGUAUAUGUAGUAACGAAUAAUAACCUUUAUAAAACAGCAAUCAAUGCAGGAGCGGAUAUUGUUGGAGAAGAUGAUUUGAUAAAUAAGAUAAAAGAAAAAGAAAUAAAGUUGCAAAAAAAAAAUAAUAAUUUUUUAUUAUGUACAAAUGAUGUAAUACAUAAAUUAACUCGGAUUGGUAAAGAAAUAGGAAGUAAAGGUUUAAUGCCAAAUGAGAGAUCUGGAACAUUAGUUACUGAAUUUUUAUUAUCCAAACAUAUAAAAUUAUUUAAAUUUGAAAAUACAUAUAUCUUUAAAUUAAAUAAAUUAAAUACAUUAAAUUUAAAUGUUGGUGAUGUUUAUAUGUCUAUUGAUCAAAUAAAAGAAAAUAUACUACAUUUGUUUGACCAUUUAGAUAAUUUAGAAUUUUUCCAUUUUAAUGUAAAAAAUUUAAAAUCUAUGUAUUUAAGUAGUACUAUGGGUUUUCCCUUUAAAAUUAAAAAAUCAAAUCUGUAA
Molecule: messenger RNA, 1023 nt
Organism: Plasmodium berghei ANKA
Lineage: Eukaryota; Apicomplexa; Aconoidasida; Haemosporida; Plasmodiidae
Product: 50S ribosomal protein L1, apicoplast, putative
Exons: 2
Coding region: 1-1023 (340 amino acids)
Source: RefSeq, a predicted model, not a curated record